CUGGAUGAAAUUUAUAUUGUGUGGAAUAAACAACUUAUUUGAUAAUUAUUAUUAAAGAACAAAUAUACCAUAUUCUUUAAUAUUUAGAUUAGGAAGUUUUUAUUUUUUGCAUUUGAAUUUAACUUGAAUGGACUUGCCGUGAAUAAAUUUUAAACAGUGUUUGGGUGAUUUUAUAACUAAAAUCGCUCGGGUAAAAACAGUAGUCAGGUGGUUCCAGAGCUUUUUUAAAUAAAACGGGAACAUAGGUAAACAAUGGCAGAAAAAAUGAGUCAGCUAGAGAAAGAUAAAGGUAAUAAAGAUGAUAGUCAAAAUGAUGCAGGGGAUCAGGAAAAGCAAAGACCUGGGUCUCGAAGCCCAGAAAGGCGCCGGAAAGCCAAGAAACCCCAGGAAAGAGUAUGGGACUGGCCUAAGAAGAGCUUUUUUGAGCUUUCGUGUUUUGAUCCAGCAGAAGGUGGAGGUUCUAGUAAAAUGAAAAAUCUGGUUCACAGAAUAGUAUAUGUUGGAAAAUUAAGAGAGAAUGUUGAUGACAGAAUUGAAGUUGGAAAUCAUUAUGACAGAUUGUUGAAGAACUUACAGAAUAACUACCAGCAUGCUGAACAAGAUUCUAUUAUUAUUAUUUUCCAGACAUCGUCAGAUAUGAUUCUUGAAGUGGUGAGAGAUAUAAUAAAGACACAAAAAGAGGAAGAUGGUUUUCUAGAACAGGCAAAAAUACUUAUUGUCUCACAUGAUGUAUCCACACGUCUUUACCAACAGUGGAACUUCAGGACGUUGGAUAUACAGGCAGCUAGAAUGGAAUCUUAUGAAUCAUCAGAAGGUGCCGAUAAAAUUAUCAUAGAUCUUCUCUCACAACUACUUAAACUUGGUAGCAAGUUGGCGAUCAUUCCAAAGAUUGCUUUUAAGUCAACACUAGAUUCUUUGCAUGAAAAGUUCCCAGAUCUUCUUCCUCAACAAGCACAUAUUCACUUUUUACUGGAGGAGAAUGACUCUACAAUGAUAAUGCCUGAAGAGUAUUUGGACAUGUAUGAGAAACCCUUUGAUGUCACUUUGGAAAGUGAAAUGGUUUGGCCAUUACCAACAAAGUUGUUUCCAUACAACUAAAGAUCAUUACAUAAUGGUAACAAAAAGCAUAACAGUGUAUUUUAAUGAUUUAUAUCUACAUUAAAAAAAUUACAACAACAAAAACAAAAUAAACAAUCAGACACUAUUAUACAUGGUAUGCAAAAUUCAGUGACUGAUAUUUUUACUUAAUAAACUCAAAGAAUCAUAUGAAUAUGAGGACAAAAAUGCUGUUUUUUCUGUCCCACAAUUAAUAAAAAAAGAAAAACAUUUUAUAUUUAUGCUGUUUUGUCUGUUUUCUUGAUGCCUGUGAUAGUACUUAUGGAAUGUCAAUUUCCAAAAAAAUUAUUUUAAGAUUAUUUUGAAAUUUGUUUAAGCUAUGUUGUAUAUUACAUUUCAUUUAUCAUUUCAUGCCUUGUAAUAAACAUUUAAACUUG
This is a messenger RNA of Ruditapes philippinarum (Manila clam), 1493 nucleotides long. Its product is annotated as testis-expressed protein 47-like. Bases 253 to 1098 code for a protein of 281 amino acids. The transcript is spliced from 8 exons. The record is from RefSeq and is a predicted model, not a curated record. Lineage: Eukaryota; Metazoa; Mollusca; Bivalvia; Venerida; Veneridae.